Molecule: messenger RNA, 2045 nt
Organism: Macadamia integrifolia
Lineage: Eukaryota; Viridiplantae; Streptophyta; Magnoliopsida; Proteales; Proteaceae
Product: probable magnesium transporter NIPA6
Exons: 3
Coding region: 1168-1455 (95 amino acids)
Biological process (GO): magnesium ion transport
Cellular component (GO): membrane
Molecular function (GO): magnesium ion transmembrane transporter activity
Source: RefSeq, a predicted model, not a curated record
CUUAUUGGUCAAGCCAUGCAUUAAACUGGUUUAGCUUAGGACCUUUCAGGUUAUGUUAGCCGUUGUUUUUUACUGAUAUCUGGCCAAGGUGACCAACGCAAUGAUGCCUAGGCAAGGCCUUGGUGACUAAAGCGACACCUAGACAAGGCUUUGGGAGCAAAGAGAGGGCCAAGUUGUAGAAUAACGAGGUGUGUGAAGGCUUUGCCCUUUCUGAAGGGCCUUGCCCUCUUGGACUAACCGUGGCCUAGAUGAGGCCUUGACAACUAUUUGUUCUAUGUUCACCUUCCUGCUGUUUAUGUUUGAACCAAGAUUUUUAAACACCAUAAUUAGUUCUCUUUACCCCUCCUACGGUUCUACCUCCUCACUGGUCUCUGCAUCCUCCUUCCCUCCAUACUUUUCACUUGUCUCCAGUCUUUUCAACUCUCUGUAUUAAUCCUAUGUGUACCCUCUUCUGUAACCAAGUCUUCCAUUCCUGACCCUAUACAACUAGCUUCUUCUGUCCUUCGUCUUUCAGUAUUCCUAAAAGAUCUUUAGUUUCUUUUCGCAGACUCCAAAGCUUAAUCUUAGUUAUUUGCUUUCAAAACUCCAAAACAUAACCGUAAGACUUUGCUGAAAAUAAUAUCAAUCGAGAUGACAAUAACCAGUGUAAGUCUUGUUCCUAUAGAAACCCAAGUAUUGGAUAAACAAACCCUUAUUGCCACUGUUGGGACUGGCUAUAUAAUUCCUGGUUUGCUGCUCCCUAUAAAACCAUGUCUAAUAGUAAAAGCAGUAACUGUUGCUGUCUUGGCCAUAUUCCCUUUUGAAAUUGAAAUCUGCUUUGUUUGUGCUGCUAUAAUUUGUUUUUGGCUUGGUGAUAGUCCGUAAUGAUUUGGUUGGCAGUUGAUUGUAUAAGAUUGAGUCACUUUGGCAUGUUAGUUAUUCUUAUGUUGUUUCUGGCUGCAAGAUUUUCAUAGGUUACCAUUGAUAUUCUAAAUAUAUUUCAAUCUUACCAUGUACAGUGAAUAGUAUGACUGGGAUCAUAUACCUUCCCAUCAAUUGAAGUUGCAACUUGUUUGAACCAUUGCGUAGAGUUGAUAUGAAAUAUUAUGCAACUAAUGGUCUAGUCUGACAUGUUUGCAGGCAUUGGAUACUUUCAAUACUGCAGUUGUUUCCCCUGUAUAUUAUGCUAUGUUCACUUCUCUCACUAUUCUUGCAAGUGCCAUAAUGUUUAAGGAUUGGUCUGGUCAGAGUGCAAGUAGUAUUGCAUCAGAACUCUGUGGAUUCAUCACUGUGCUCUCUGGGACCACUGUAUUGCACAGCACAAGAGAACCAGAUCCAUCUCCUAUUACAGAUUCAUAUACUCCACUUUCACCCAAAAUAUCGUGGCAUGUCAACGGGGAAUUAUGGAAGCAGAAGGAUGAUGAGGGGCUGCCCCCUGAUUUUGUUACUAUUAUUCAGCAAGACUACUUCACCUAGAUGUAUUUCUGUGAGCUUCCAAGUUUUGUGAAUACAGCUUGCUGGUGGCUCUUGCAAGCACACAAGUUGUUGCUGAGCCUAUGGUAUCAUUGUAUAUAUUUGAAGAUGAAACUGGUGGUUUGAAGUCUGAUUCCUGCAUCCUACUCCAGCAACUCUACACUUGCAGCUCGGGGAGUUUUGUCUGCUUGUGCAGGCCAAGUUUAUUUGAAGUCAUUUUUUGUUCCAUUUUGGAAUCCAGCCAGGUGUGCAACUGAAAGCAGGUUAUCUUUUGCAGCACAGGUAGCAGCAGCCUUAGCUGUAUUUUCUGCGAUGGUCUUCAGUUCUCUUUGACAUCUUACCUUAGAUCCAUUUCAUUCAUUUUGUUGUUUCAUUUUUGUUGUAUUAGUCCAAUUACCGGAAUGGGGAAUGAUCUAAUCCCGGCCUUUAUAGUGAAAGAGGAAAAAAAUGAUCCUGUAUUUCCAAAUCUAGUCUCAAUCAUGGAUGAUAAGUGGAAAGGAUAAUGAUAAUGUUUUUCAGUGAUCAACAAAUCUGAAACUGUAAUCGUUUCACAAUGUUAAAAAUCAAUGUUGUUGCGUCGUUCUUGCUCAUCA